Molecule: messenger RNA, 1895 nt
Organism: Myiozetetes cayanensis
Lineage: Eukaryota; Metazoa; Chordata; Aves; Passeriformes; Tyrannidae
Product: interleukin-2 receptor subunit alpha-like
Exons: 7
Coding region: 168-944 (258 amino acids)
Biological process (GO): inflammatory response
Molecular function (GO): interleukin-2 binding; interleukin-2 receptor activity
Source: RefSeq, a predicted model, not a curated record
UGUGGAGCCAGACAGCAAAACAACUAUUUUCUGACCAGAGUCCUCCCUGCACACACGGGGUGAUGCUCCCCACGGCUCUAACCAUGCAGUGACCGGCCCCUUGGCUUGGCUGGCAGCAGCUCAUCGCUUCUGAGAAACUUCACCAUCCUCAGCGGUGCAGCGAAAAGAUGUGGACAAGCCCCAUGGAGCUCAAGUGCCUUUUGAUGUGGCUCUUGUUUGGAUUCAUCAAGGGGAACAAGCGAGAAAAUUGCCCAGAUCCUCCAAGGAGGGAGUUUGCUGAUGUUGGUGCUGAAGCGUAUGUGCCAGGGACCAAGCUGUACUAUGCAUGUGACAGUGGCUAUGACAGAAAAAGUGGCCAUCACCCAGGAAUUCAAUGUAACAGUGGACAGCAGGGUGCCUCUUGGGACGACAGUGGAUUUGAAUGCAUUGAUAAGAAGACUUUGCUGUCAACGGGUCCCACGGAGGAGUUACAUUUUACACAGAAGCCAGAGAGUAAAGCACAAAGCCCUGCACCCCAGAAGCAAGAAGACUUUUCAGAGUCUGAUCAGAAAGAUUUUUGCGGUCCCCCCCGGCCUGUUCCGCACGCCUCCAUAAGACCGAAGAAACCCUAUUACUUGGGACAGGUGUUACAUUUCAAAUGCCAGAGUGGUUACGAUAAGCUGCCCCCCACCUCUGGCACCAGCACGUGCAAGAAGGUGAACGGCAGCAUCGUCUGGACCCCCCUUGACCUGCGAUGCACCAACGGCAGCAUCGUGUGGCCCCCACAGACCACUGAGCCAGAGAUGGUUUUUACUACACCACAGACCACUGAGCCAGAGAUGGGUUUUACUGCACCACAGACCACUGAGCCAGGUUCAGCUCAUCCAUCCUCUUCCUCCUCAGUGACACUGCCAGUGACAGCUAUCUGUUUUGCCCUACUUGUCAUUCCUGCUGUCUUUGUGUGACUCACCAAGCAGACAAUAAGGGAAGACUUCUCAGGGAAUUGCGGUGUUCAGAUGCAAACUCGUGAUAUCGAUGACUUGGCACAGAAGAAAACAGAUUGGUGCAGCAACUCCAAGACCACCAGUGGCAAAAGAGGAGGAAGCCUGGACACUCAAAUCCAGUGCGUGAAGGAGGCAGAAAAUAUUACAGCUUAAUUGUUACGGAGAUAGAGUGAAUUUCCACCUGCAGAGUACUGGUUGAAGGAGUGCACCCCAUCACAGAUAGAUGGGGAAAGACCCCUGCCUGAAACUGCUUCCCCAAAACACUUCUCCCUGUCCUGGCAUAUAGCAUUGCUGAUAGAACUGCAGCCCCUCCCAAGUGUCCAGGAGUACACACGGACCACUCAACCAAGAGCUCUGGAUGAUGGCACUCUCAUUUCAGCCCACACAACACCUUCCCCACAAACAGACCUGCUUUACUGGAUGCCUGAUGUGUCCCCCCCCUGCCCCUUCCCUGCUCAGAUGGGUCAAAUGCAGUCACACUUUCCUCCUUCUCAAACUGUUCCUCUCGGAAAUUAAGCCCAUUUACCCCUCUGCACACAGGCUGAAAAGCUGACUGGAUCCACUUAUAGUUCACUGUAUACAUGCAUUCAUCAUCACCCCCCUCUUCCCAACUAUUUUGGGCCAGUCCCUUCCACAACACUUGCUACGUUAUUGCUCCAGCUCAGACAAGGAAACUGCAGAUUGUGGCAGCUGAUUAAUCGGACAGCUCCUUUCAUAGCUGCAGAGAGAGAGAGAGAGAGAACCCAGAGCAAAGGCAUUUGAGGACAGGCUCAAACACACACAAUACUUGACAUGUACUUACAUUGCUGGGAAUUGGUGAAGUCUGAAUCGUUCUUCUGCCUUUUUUUAGCCACCUCAGCCUGGUAAGAUGGGUUUAAUCUGGCUGAUUGCAAGUGUCUGUGUCUGAGGCAG